Molecule: messenger RNA, 7674 nt
Organism: Rhopilema esculentum
Lineage: Eukaryota; Metazoa; Cnidaria; Scyphozoa; Rhizostomeae; Rhizostomatidae
Product: nephrocystin-4
Biological process (GO): protein localization to ciliary transition zone; negative regulation of canonical Wnt signaling pathway
Cellular component (GO): ciliary basal body; ciliary base; non-motile cilium
Source: RefSeq, a predicted model, not a curated record
AGAGGCGGCAAAAACAUUUUGAAGAGAAGGCCUAACGUUGGACGAGAGAGUAUGUCAACAAUAUUGAUUGUCAUGGAUUGUAUAGACAGCUCUCGUCCGAUUCAAUGGAGAUUUUUCAAAUGCUGAAUAUCUAGCAUAUAAAAGUGCAGUUUCAAUUAAUAGUGAACGCUAGCUAUUCAAGUUAUUUGGAGCAAGCAAAAAGUGUCAAGCAUGACAAUGAAGGGGACAGAAGAUCAGGAUGACCAGGAGGAAACGUGGGAAGAGUUUUAUGAAGAAAACAGAGUCAUUCCACCACACCCAAGUAGACUGCAUACAACGAAAAGUCAAAACAGUUUUCCAUUUUGCUUAACUUUGAAGUCACUUGAAGGCAUUAACAUCCCUCCAGGUUUUUCAACUGACACAGUGGAGUUCCAAGUCUCUGUAACUUUUUAUGAUGCUGCAAACUAUUGGUUCUUUGGGAACACUUGGAAGGGCCCAUUGGUAUCAGCAACUAGCAGGAUUGGCAGCACAGCUAAAGUGGUUCUCAAUGAGCCACUUUACUUUCAUUCUUGCUUGAAUGACUAUACAAUAACAUUGGUAAUAGAAGUUGCUGUUGCUGAUAGCAAGUUAUACCAGAGUGUAGGAUGGUCAAUGCUGAGAAUAUUUUCUAAUGUUGGGAAGUUACCAGACACAAAAGGAGCUGCGUCUGCAUUGCACCAAAGGUUGACACUCUACUAUGGAACCCCAGCUGGUCUGCUGCUCCUUUCCGAACCAAUUGAAGAAUUCAUGGGUUUACAGCCUAUAGAAGAUUGCGGAAUAAAUUACAGCUUGCAGUCACAUUUUGCAUUGGAAGAGGUACUGCAUCUUAUGCCAGAAAAUGUGGUAUUAAGUGGCGAUGACAGGAUUCCAGGAGUCUCAGAGAUUGGGGCUGAAACCGAGUCAGGAAUCAUUGAUAUUUUAAGAGUUCCCAAGCUUUUGAAGCCUUGGCCGUGUUAUAUUGGAAAGCUUUCUCUGUUUCUAUUCCCUUCUGUCGAAAAAUUCGAAGAGAAUCUUUGUAGAGCUGUCAACGAGGACAGACUGGCCAAAUAUGCAAUUGAUCCAGAUUCAUCCGAAGUGACUGUAGCCGAAAGGAGGCUUUUGGUUGGCGUUCACAAUGGAUGGACAUUUAUCAAAGAGCAUCAUAUUGGUUAUUUACAAAAGUCAAAUAACAGCAGUUCUGGUAGCCUUCGUAGUGAAGGACUAGCAAGAGAAACAAAGUCUCUAACGCUGAGAAGUAGAAUUGAGCUAGAUGAAGUUGCCAACCACCCAUUGUUCGCUGUUGUCUUUCAAAUACAAUAUAUCCUUAAUGUCCCUGUCAUGAAACUUGAACUUCCAACAGACAAAAAGGCUCGAUCGAGGCUUGGUUCAUCAUUCGGUAGCAUGCCGCUUUCACAGAAAACCGAGGUGAUAGCGAGGUGGUUGGUUUGGAAUCCGUUCGAAAGUGAACUUCCCGCUGUUGCUGACGUCACAGUUGACCUUGCUGGAGGACCAGGAGCCAAUCCGUCUCACUCUUUUUGCUUCACUCGCAAAGUCAGUAACAUUGAAGAGACUAAAAAAAGGACAUCACUUGGAAAGAUUCAAUUCACGUUUACCCAGGUAAAGAAACGCAGAGAGUCUGUUCGAAGGCGCUCGUUGCUAGCCGGGGGUACAACAUCUGGCAACAAUUCAGAAAUGUCCAACCUGAUGGACACUGGCCAGGCACAGGCGAUCACAAGCACCCCAUUGGUCCACAACAAAUCCCCAGUGCCAGGAAAUCUAAGAUCUGGUGUUCAAGGCUCAAUUCCCUUUCCGGGUAACCAACCCGCUACACAAUUUUCAAAUGCUCCUGAGAGACAAGAUCUUGAGGCAUUAGAUUUGUCGAUGCUCCCUCCUACACAGCAGUACACUCCUAUACUUGCCACUUCAACGAACCAACCAACCAGCUUACCCACUUCACUGUCAAGAGCAGCCUAUGCUAAGCUUCACGGUGCUGGUUUCCCCGUGAUCACUGACAGCAAAGGGAAUCCUCCUUUUGUCGUUGAUCCUGGUGAACUUUUACGCUACAAUGUUGAGCAAGAGGAAGCAGAUUCGUUGCAGUCAAAUGAAAUUAUCCUCCAGUUUCUUGCUAUUUCAAUGUGCAAGCAUCCCGUCGUAUUUCUAACUUUCCAGUUUUACCGCUUUCCGCAAGUUUCAACUGAAAGGUUGUGUUUAAGAGACCUCAUCAAGCAGACUUCACAGAAUUUGCCCUGUGUUUUGAUCAAGUGUGAUAAAGAAGGAAAGCCUGUGAACACGUCUCCGGGAUUGCAGGUCAAGUAUACUGUUGAUCCUGCUUACAUGCAGCCUGGGGAGAAAAGGUCCUUUAUUCGGUAUUUACAUGAACAAAGGAUGUACAUAGAUUUAUGGGAUGGAGAAUCGCUCAUGCUCAUUGGCUCGACAUCAGCGGAGCUCAAAUAUUUAAUGCGGCAAGGCAAAUCAUCUGUGCAAGCAUCUCUUGAGUUGGAUGUAACUUCAGUGGAUUACGUCGAGGAUGAGCUUGCAAUGGCUGGUGACAUGGCUCAAAAUGGACGCAAAAUUCCAACAGGGGCAAAUAUUUCUCUAGAAGGAAAACUGUACAUGAGAUUAGCAAAUGUCGGCUAUUCAUCUGAUUUCAACCCAACGAAAGCAGGAACCCUGCCUCAAAUGAGAUCAACAGUUAUCAUCCCUGAUACGAUGUCAGGAUCAGUAAAUUUAAGUGGGUCAUCACCAGCCCUGGGAAGAAGCAAAACGGCAAGGGCAAAGCUAAUGACUGAGUGCGAUUCAGAACUAGCGAAUUUGCUUUUCACGAGGCGAAAUCAGACAGCCCCGAUUGAGCGAAAAACAACAAGGGAAGCCGAGGCAGUGAGGAAACGGAAACUGGAUAGGAUGCAAGCUGUCAGGCAAAUUCAGCAAAAUAAUGUCGUGAAUGCCUUUGUGCUUCAAAAAGAGGAAAAAGUGCAACGGCACCGGGACUUACAGACAAUUAAAGUGUACAGAGAAAGAUGUAAACACGAGAGCAUCAUAAACUCCCUUGAAGGAGGAAUAACAACUCAGCGCACCGUGCAUGCAUCAUUAGGAAAAGCUGAAUUUUUCGAAUUUGCUCUCAAGAAUCCAUAUUCAGUGGAUCAGAAUUUGCAAAUCUUUUGGGAAGACAGGGACGUUUCUGUUAUUACAAAUGCUCGCGAGUGGAGAUAUUUCAAACAGCUUACAAACACGAAAACAGCAAUUGAGGAGAAUAUGUUGAGUGACCUAGACUCUGUGGUUCAAUUAUAUUUGAAAGCAAAUGAAACCGUACAUAUCCCAUUCAAGUUGCAGUGCUUCACUGCGGAAGGUGCAACUCCGGAGCUCGGUCCUCCUCAUCCACUCUUUGCAAAGCAAACCAAUUAUUUAUGUCAAUCCCUGGUAAAAGAUACUGGAAUCACAUCCAAGUCGAUUAAGAUAUCGUUUGUGACUGUAGACCAGAAGCCAAUAGCCAUCUUAACGCUUAAUGUCGAAAUGCAUCCUCAUACCAUUGAUCAAACUUUUCGCUUUUCAAACGCUGAACAAUCAUUCUUAAAGAAAUCUAUUCGGCUUCCUCCUUGGCGAAAUCUAACAGGUAACAUAAUGACAGAGGGACAAACAGUGCAAUCAAUAGUGGCACGAUGUACUGAUCAGCAUGUCAUUUGCGAAGUACACGAUGUGCAUGAGAAUGAGCCGCAGGAUGUCAUGAUCAAAGUUCCUUGUGGACCAUCUCCGAAUAUUAGACGUUUCUUUGUUGUUAUCUACGCGGACACAUUCUGUGCAUCUCCAAGUCGGAUAUGGCAAUUUUAUAUUCACUCUUUGCAACGAAUCGACGUUACAUCAACACAAGGUCAACCAACAACAACGUCUAUUGUUCUUCGUGGUACACAGUCCUCACGGUUGGUUAGAUGUUUUUCAUCGAAUGCUGAAGAGCUAGAGGUCUUGCCCAACGAUCCAUUCAUGCUAAUGGCGAAUUCAGUCCAAGAGAUUAAAUUGAAAGCGACUACAAAAUCAACGGGGAACAUCAAAAUGUUUGUCAACGUUGUCGAUUGCGAAUUUCACCAGUUAGUGAAGUCAUGGUUGGUCUGCAUCACAAGCAAGCCUCCGUACAUAUCAAAGACCUUUGAACUCCAACUGAAAUGUGGAGGAGGCCGCGGAUCAAAUAAGAGCAUUACCUACGGCAACCCAUACCCAAUGAAGAAAUCCUUUAGUCUCAACACCAAUCGACCAGAUUUACUGCGUUUCCGAGAAAACGCGUUUUUGCUUGGCAGUGGACAGACUCACAAAAUUAUUCUCGAAUUUCUACCACAACAAUUUCCAGGGCUGGUUGACGUACUUGUUUUUGUUAACGAUAAAGAAGGCAAAAAUGAAGAAACCUUUUGCCUUAGAGCCAGGUACAUUCCUUGAUUUGUGAGUAGAACAAAUCUUAGCCUUUAGCUCUUUAAAUCUAUUUGUUUGGUAUACUUUAUAGCUAUCAUUCAAGUUGAUAAUAAGAUGUUCAUUUAUAAUAGCGAUGUAAAUUUUUCCGAUGUAAAUUAUAAUAGCAUAAGCAUGCAAAGAAACAUCAGAGACACUGUGAAGUCUAUUCUGUAAAUAUUUUCAAUUUUAAUUCCGUGCAUUAUUUAAGCUGAAAAAUACUAAUCUAUUUUAUAUUUCUGUUUCAUCUUUUCUAUUAUUGUCAGAAGCCGUUCAGCUUGAGAAUUGGCCUGAAAAUAUAGCGAUUUUAACUUUCAACCACUCGGACCAUAUCUUGCUUGGCCAUAUCCCUUGCUUCCCUCUUUGUUGCAGUCCUAGAAACCGCCAAGCUAUGCUUUCAGCUCCUUAACUUUUGAAUCUUGAAAGCACAGCCCAUUCUUAAAGUUGGAAAUUUUAAGAAUGAUAAAUGUCAACGAUUGCGAGUGUUCAUAGAAAUUCUCAAAAUCUAGUAUAUUUUUUCGGAUUGGCCCGAAAUGAAAUGCUAACCAGGCCAUUACAAAGACCCCUGGUGACCAGAGUGCCAAGCCACCGCCCUUUUUUUACAAAGUAAAGGCUCUAGAGGGCAAUUUGCCUUCUAUUCCAUUGAGUUUAAUGUUACAGCCGCUACAACGAUGCUAAAAUAUACAGUUAGAUGGUAAAUACUCUAUCACGUUCUGCCAGUAAUUGACUACCCCCCUCUCCCCUCAUUUGGAGGCCUUCCGAACUAUUGUACACCCUUUGCCCCCCCCCCGCGAGCUCAUCCCCAGACCAGAGCGGGAUAUAUUCAAACUGAUUAGAUUUGCCCCCUUCUCACUGCCAAUGACUUUACUAUCACAUUAUUCUUUUAUAUCCAACAAAUUUGGGUUGUCGAGUCCGAGGGGCAAAUCGCUACUGAAAAUGGUGUACGAGAUUAAAAAUCACGAGUGAUUAAUUUGUGAUUAAUUUGAUUUUUUAGUGAUUAAAGUGAUCAAUGUUUUGAUUAAUUCAUGACUUUUUAAGAAUUAAUCACAUAUUCGAAAGUGCUUUCAAAUUGGUUUUUGUGCAAUCAAACCCGUUUGAAGAGGCGACAUAGGGCAAGAUACAUAAAAAAAAAAGAAAAUACAUAAUAGUUUAGCCAAGUCAUAGGUCAAAUUAGACUACACUAUUUCGUGAAUCAAAUGACAACCUAUCAUGACAGUUUGGCAGAGAUUUUUGUUACGUAGAUCAGGAAUCAACGGGGAAUGUGCAUAAAACAGAGACGUUGGGCCCCUGUAGAAAAAAACCGGGAGAAAAUGAUCAUAAGAGGGCCUGCUCAUUUGUAUGACAUCUCCAAUCACAAACCACAGGUCGCAGAAAAUGGUACAUACCAGGAAGCCAUGCACCUACGAAACGUGACAGAGCACUUCGGGCGAGCGAACAUAUUUCCGGCCACGCCAUUCAAAUUAGCUUGAAAUACAUCUCAGAAUGUUUACCGCGUUUUACAACUUUUUAGGCAUACUCUGUUGCGCUUCGUUAAAAUUCAGUUCUUAUAUUGGAAUUCCUGGCUUUAAGAGGCCCCCUAAACCUCGAGGCCUUGGGGCAGUUUGCCCUUCCUUGUCCCCCUCUCGGCGGCCCUGUUCAUAUUCCACGCAUCUCUUUCACAGAGGUCUGUUUGUCCUGGGCUUCACAAACUCACUUGAAAGGGGCCCACCGGGUGUCCCAUCUAGCCCCAACGCCCCAGCUUGGAAGUACUUAAAAAUCGGCAACAAAAUUAUAUUUCAUCUUGUAGCUGUUUCAGCGACCCCGGCGUGAGAACGAGGCCUUCAUUUAUGCUCAUGUUCUCGAGUUUGUGGCAGAUUUUUGAACAUGUACAUAAGUGUGGAAAACCUUGAAAGGGACAUUUAAAAAUCGGCAACAAAAUUAUAUUUCAUCUUGUAGCUGUUUCAGCGACCCCGGCGUGAGAACGAGGCCUUCAUUUAUGCUCAUGUUCUCGAGUUUGUGGCAGAUUUUUGAACAUGUACAUAAGUGUGGAAAACCUUGAAAGGGACAUUUAAUUUUUUCAAUAACAUAGGCGAAUAUACGUGACCAAAGAUUCAAAUAUUUGCGCUUAAUGUGACUGGUGAUUUUUUGUGAUUAAUAUGAUAUUAAUGUGAUUUUUGGGGAUUAAUUUGUGAUUAUUUUUGAGAGCGUACGUGAUUUUAAGCAAUGAUUUGCUCCUCGGUCGAAUCCUCCAUCCCCUUAAGUUGUUUACUUUAGUUUGAGCGUGACAGGGGCAGAAAGUGACUCGACCAAGAUGUUUUCGCAAAAACAAAAAAUAUCGGUUAAAAUUGCAAUCUGAGUCUUCUGCGGAGAAAACUUAAGAUCGUUUUACCAACCCAUGUAAGGAAAAUUAAUAAAUUUCCAUUACAACCAAAUAAGCCGAUCCCCUUGUCAAAGAACGAUUAUCGUGUCGGCCUUUUGAUAUUCUUAAAACAUGAGCAAGAGCAAACACUCUGAAAUAAAAACAACAGGGUAUUAAUGUUACGACUAAUUUAUCUUUAAAUUGCACAAAGUAAAUUCCUUACAGGCUUAUAAUUACAUACUAAAUAAAACUAAAAAUGUUUGAAUUACUCUUAUCAUUUUCCUACAGUUAAAACAUUUUUAUUGCCCCUAUCGGGGGGCUAGCGACUUUCCAACAGAGAAUCUGUGUCGAAGUCCAUUUUCCGCGAAUAGGGGAACCCUAGACCUUGCAUGUUAUAUACAGUUUCUAUUGAUGUCUUUUGUGUAUAAAGAAUGCGAUAACCGAAUGUCAGCUUGCUUCUGUUCUGCUAGGCCACAUUCCCGGAUUUUAUUGACGCUGCAUCCGUCCUUAGGCCCUAACCACCAAAACCAUACAGCGUGCGACCCUGGCGUUUCAAUGCAUAAACAACAUCCAUUGCUGUAACUGUUUUCCUCUUUGCGUGUUCAGUGUAUGUCACAGCAUCUCUGAUCACAUUCUCCAGAAACACUUUCAAGACGCCCCUUGUUUCUUCGUAGAUCAGACCUGAAAUUCUUUUCACUCCACCUCUGCGGGCAAGUCGACGAAUUGCAGGCUUUGUAAUUCCCUGAAUGUUAUCCCUCAGAAUCUUCCUAUGACGCUUUGCACCACCUUUCCCCAAACCUUUCCCACCUUUUCCUCGUCCAGACAUUUUCUUUCCUCAAAAUUUCCUUUCUACAAAUCUUUCUUUUCCUCGUGGUAUUUACGACAACUUUGACAAAUUCAGCUCUCUU